GUCGGCCUUUUUCUUCUCCUCUCAAACCCAGAUCUGGGUUUUUCUCAAACCCAGAUUCCCCUGUGAGCUUCUUGGUGGUAAGGUCGGGGUUUGGUUGGUCCUUCAACUGUUGGAGUUCGGCUUCAUGUUCUUCAGCGUCGAGCGCCCAGGCGCUAGGCUUGCCCCAUGGAGAUGAACCCAGUUCUGGGUUUCGUGAGGAACCCAGUUCUGGGUUUCGUCAAGGAACCCAGAUCUGGGUUUCGUCAAGAACCCAGUUCUGGAGUCCUCAAGGAACCCAGUUCUGGAGUCCUCAAGGAACCCAGUUCUGGGGUCCUCAAGGAACCCAGUUCUGGGUUUCGUCAAGGAACCCAGAUCUGCGUUUCGUCAAGGAACCCAGAUCUGGGUUUCGUGAAGAACCCAGUUCUGGGUUCCGUGAAGAACCCAGUUCUGGGUUCCUCAAGGAACCCAGUUCUGGGUUUCGUGAAGAACCCAGUUCUGGGUUCCUCGCGAAACAAACCCUAGCAUUUCUUCGAGUAAUUUCACAAUUUCACUUCAUUUCCAUAGCUCUGAGCACGAAAUUCAUAUUCUUGGUGAUUGGUUUGAUCAAUUUUGAAGUUUGGGAUGGUAAAGCUAGUUUUUCUUUGCUCUGUUUCUUUAGCUUCUUGCUUUGUUUGGUUGCUCUGUUUCAAUUUUGAAGUUAUUCUUUGUUUGAUUGCUUUGUUUUCGUUUGGCCUUCGGGAACUCAACUGAAACUGG
This is a messenger RNA of Rubroshorea leprosula, 735 nucleotides long. The record is from the annotation of a GenBank genome assembly. Lineage: Eukaryota; Viridiplantae; Streptophyta; Magnoliopsida; Malvales; Dipterocarpaceae.